AUGGUCAUCUCAUCCGUUGCACUGUUCCCGAUUUUCGGACUUUUGCUGCAGCUUGUGUCAGUUUGCUCUACACCCCCAGAAUUGGCAUCUUGUUGCCUCCGUGGAAAAAAAGAAUACCUCACAGGAAGAUCGUGUUUACACAACCUCAGAGUUUCAAGCACCUGUCAGCGGAUUUCUACGGAGUGCUGUGAAUGUUGUCUUCUUGCUAAGGAUUUGUCAGUUGGAUCGCAUUUAGGGCAUUCAGUUAGUGCUCAAUGCAACCGAGCUUUUGAACGUUGUUCACACGUUGCGAACAGGCUGAGCAACAUGACCAGAUCGAAAUGGUCUGAGAUGGCAGGUAGCCAUUGCGACACGUUGCACUGCGAACAACUCUGCAAAGAAGACACGAAGAAAGGGGCACAGUGUUUUUGCCGUUCUGGUUAUAAGCUGAACGAUGACGGACUAACUUGCUCCGAUGUCGAUGAAUGCAACGAAAUGGAAAAAUUGUGCAACCUUACGACUCAGAUUUGUCGCAACACUAUCGGUAGUUAUGUAUGUGACUGCAAAAACGGAUACGCAUGGAACGCCACUACAAACACCUGUGUUGACAUAGACGAGUGCCUCCUCUUCAGAGACAACUGUUUGCCUGGGCAGCGGUGUAUUAAUGCCCCGGGGUCUUGGAAGUGCAUUCGUAUUCUAAGCUGUGGCACUGGAUAUUACCUGAACUCUGAUUCAGAGAAUUGCGUUGAUAUCGAUGAAUGCACCCUGGGAACGCACAACUGUUUGCCAGGUUACAAGUGUCGCAACACACACGGUAGUUUCCGUUGUGAUCCGAAGGUUUGUCCUCCUGGCCAAAAGAUGGACUUUAAAACGGGACAGUGCUUGUGGAAGAAGGAGGUGUGUAGGGUCGGUUUCGAGGCGAAUUCGGACGGUAUUUGCCAAGGUGAUUCGGUAGAGUCAGAUUUUAUGGCGGUACCACGUUUGUUAGCACAUUUGUUUUUCGUUUUAGAUGUCAACGAAUGCCGCGAACAAACCAACGUCUGUCCGCCAACACAUCGCUGUGAAAAUACCAUAGGGUCAUACAUUUGUGUCAGAGCUCAGAGCUUCUGCAACAGCGGCUAUGAGCAGGAUCCUAAAACCGGGCAGUGCAUAGAUAUAAACGAGUGUGAGCGAGGCAUCCACAGUUGUGAUAGUAGUCAGGAGUGCGUUAACCUCGAGGGUUCCUAUCAGUGCCAGUGUCAGCGCGGCUAUGCCUUCAACCGGACGACGAAGCGUUGUGAAGACGUUAACGAAUGCAGACAAUUUGGUGGGCGCGUUUGCUCGUUCCACGCGUCGUGUCAAAAUACCCUUGGCUCGUUCACUUGCAUAUGUGAUCUUGGUUACGAGCUGGCACCGGAUGGCAGGAACUGUCUUGACGAGUGCAGCUUGUGGAGCAGCCAAGGGACAAACUUGUGUACAGGGGCGUGUUUCAACACUCCUGGCUCGUAUUCGUGCCAGUGUCCAAAGGGAUAUAAACUCAGCUUCGACGGGCGCACUUGCGAC
Soboliphyme baturini is the source of this 1521-nucleotide messenger RNA. The record is from the annotation of a GenBank genome assembly. NCBI's taxonomy places the organism in Eukaryota, Metazoa, Nematoda, Enoplea, Dioctophymatida, Soboliphymatidae.